Messenger RNA from Symbiodinium pilosum, 486 nucleotides. Lineage: Eukaryota; Dinophyceae; Suessiales; Symbiodiniaceae. The record is from the annotation of a GenBank genome assembly.
AUGACCACUGAAAUUAUCGGGUUACAUCACGCCGCAUAUCGUUGCCGAAACAGCGAAGAGACCAGGCAGUUCUACGAGGAAUUUUUAGAGUUGCCGCUGGUUGAAGCAUUUCCUAUCAACACCACAGCGACGGGACGCGCCGCUAACGUUCUGCAUAGCUUCUAUCAGAUGUCUAACGGCGGGUGCAUUGCUUUCUUCGAAGCCCCGGACCAACCUUUUGAGUUCAAGAAACAACAUGACUUCGACCUGCACAUUGCGUUGGAAGUACCGUAUCCAACUCUUGAGCGAAUGUUGCAGAAAGGCAAAGACCAGGGAUUCGAGGUUCGCGGACCCAGCGAUCACGGCUUCAUCCACUCAAUCUAUUUCCGCGAUCCCAAUGGUUAUGUUGUUGAAUUAACUGCGCCGGUAAAUAAGGACGGGGAAAGUGGUUUCGACCCAGCUGAGGCUCGCGCGCGGUUAGAUAGGUGGACCGCUGGCGAUCGAUAA